Molecule: messenger RNA, 234 nt
Organism: Linum tenue
Lineage: Eukaryota; Viridiplantae; Streptophyta; Magnoliopsida; Malpighiales; Linaceae
Source: the annotation of a GenBank genome assembly
AUGGUGGAGUUAGUACAAAGACAUCAAGUUGAAAACGGUUCCUUUAAGAAUGGGACCUUUUCUGAGCUCCAAACCAUGAUGGAGGAGAGGGCUCCAGGUUGUGGUGUGCAGGUUGAACCGCAUAUCCGUAGCAGACACAAGAAGUUAAAGAAGGACUUUCAUGCAGUACACUUGCUGAAAAAAUCAGAGUGGUUGUGGGUGGGAUGUUUCAACCUCUACUCCAACACUAGAUGA